AUGGGGACCCGCUCCGCCUUGCGCACCGAGGUGGACCAGCGCUUACUCAAUGACCCCAAAUUUGUGGCAGCCCACUUGAUCCCGGACAAUGAUGACCGGGACAACGACAAAGCCUAUUUCUUCUUCACGGAGAAGGUGGUGGAGGCAGACAGCAAGGAGCACGCCAUCGUUAGCCGGGUGGCGCGGAUCUGCAUGAAUGAUGCUGGUGGCCAGAGGGUGCUCGUCAACAAGUGGAGUACCUUCAACAAAGCCCGGCUGGUGUGCUCCGUCCCCGGCCCUGGUGGCAUCGACACGCACUUUGAUGAGCUGGGUAAGGGGUGCAUGGAGAGGAUUUUUAAGGACGGGAAGAGCCCAGAGAUCUACGCCCUCUUCAGCACCAUCAGCCAUGUCUUCAAGGGCUCCGCCGUUUGUGUGUACCGCAUGGCCGACAUCCGGGAGGUCUUCAACGGGCCCUUUGCCCACCGGGAGAGCCCCCACCACCAGUGGGGUGCCUACGAGGGCAGGGUGCCCUACCCGCGGCCGGGCGUGUGUCCCAGCAAGACCACCAACCAGCCCCGGCGGCAGUACAGCACCACCAAGGACUUCCCUGAUGAGGUGCUGCACUUUGCCCGCGCUCACCCACUCAUGUACAAACCCGUGUACCCCUGGCACCACCGGCCCCUCCUGGUCAAGACCGAUCUGCCCCACCGGCUGCGCCAGCUUGUGGUGGACCGGGUGGAGGCUGAGGAUGGGCAGCACGACGUCCUCUUCCUCGGAACGGAUGCUGGCUCGGUGCUGAAGGUGGUGGUCCUGCAGAAGACAAGCUCGGCCACAACUGAGGAAGUCGUCCUGGAGGAGCUGCAGGUUUUUAAGGUGCCUGUGCCCAUCACCCAGAUGGAAGUCUCCGUCAAGCGUCAAACGCUCUACGUGGGCUCCAGCCUGGGAGUGGCCCAGGUACGGCUGCACCGGUGUGAGACCUACGGCACGGCUUGUGCCGAAUGCUGCCUGGCCAGGGAUUUUUGGGACGGUGCCGCCUGCACCCGGUACCAGCCCUCUGGCAAGCGUCGCUAUCGCCGCCAGGACGUCCGCCACGGUAACCCUGUGCACCAGUGUCUGGACCAGAACCUGACCGGUGAGACAUUGGGGGAGAAGGUGCUUUAUGCGGCGGAGGACAACAGCACCUUCCUGGAGUGCGUGCCCCGGUCCCCGCAGGCCAGCGUGCAGUGGUUCGUCCAGAGGCCCCCUGAUGAGCAGCGGGAUGAGGUGAGGCUCCCCCUGCAACUGCUUUGCUCCCUUU
This is a messenger RNA of Cariama cristata (Red-legged seriema), 1276 nucleotides long. It is a transcript of the gene SEMA3G, whose product is annotated as sema domain, immunoglobulin domain (Ig), short basic domain, secreted, (semaphorin) 3G. Gene Ontology annotation, biological process: semaphorin-plexin signaling pathway; axon guidance; positive regulation of cell migration. Gene Ontology annotation, molecular function: chemorepellent activity; semaphorin receptor binding. NCBI's taxonomy places the organism in Eukaryota, Metazoa, Chordata, Aves, Cariamiformes, Cariamidae. The annotation marks the transcript as partial. The transcript has 10 exons. The record is from RefSeq and is a predicted model, not a curated record.